Molecule: messenger RNA, 1602 nt
Organism: Prunus armeniaca (apricot)
Lineage: Eukaryota; Viridiplantae; Streptophyta; Magnoliopsida; Rosales; Rosaceae
Source: the annotation of a GenBank genome assembly
AUGUUUCCUUGGCAAUUUCUCACAUCCCCCGCUGGGAAAUGGCUGGGAUUUGUAACAGCCAUUUGGGUUCAAGCAAUCAGCGGCAACAAUUACACAUUUUCCAACUAUUCUCAUGCUCUGAAAUCUCUCAUGGCACUUACCCAGCUUCAGCUUAACAACUUAUCUGUGGCUAAAGAUGUUGGCAAGGCCUUUGGGCUCUUAUCUGGCCUAGCUUCCGAUCGUUGGCCGACCUCCAUUAUUCUCAUUUUUGGAGCAGUGGAAGGGCUCAUAGGAUAUGGAGUUCAAUGGCUGGUUGUUAGCCAGAGAAUCAGUCCUCUUCCAUACUGGCAGAUGUGCAUAUUUAUGUGCAUGGGCGGCAACAGCACAACAUGGAUGAACACAGCAGUGCUAGUGACCUGCAUGAGAAAUUUCGCAAAAAACCGCGGCCCGGUUUCAGGCAUCCUUAAAGGGUAUGUAGGGUUAAGCACAGCAAUCUUCACAGACUUAUGCACUGCUCUAUUCUCCUCCAACCCCUCCAAAUUUCUUCUUAUGCUUGCUAUAGUCCCUGCCAUUGUUUGCCUCACUGCUGUCCUGUUCCUCAAGGAAACCGAACCGGCUUCUACGCCAUCAGAGCAGAAACAAGAAGCAGAGUUCUUCCAUGCCUUUGAUGUCAUUGCCAUUGCUGUAGCUGUCUAUCUCUUGGCAUUUGACAUCACUGGAACUCAUGGUCAUGUUCUCUCUUUGGCAUUUGUCAUAGGACUUGCUGUCCUUCUAGCUAUGCCCUUGGGUGUACCUUUGUACACUUUAUUUUACACACCCAGCGGCACCGAACCCAGUUGCCAUAAUGAUGAUAUAGAACAUCAAAUCAAGGAACCAUUGCUUGCUAAAAUAGGAGGGACAAUUGAGAAGCCACCAGAGAUACAGAAUUCAAAUGAAGGCAUUAAUUUGAGAGAUGUUGUAGGAAAGCGACAGCCAUUGAUUGGGGAGGACCAUACCAUUAUUGAAAUGAUGGGGCUGGCACUUGGCUACCAUGAUGUCUCCAUUUUCGUGUCACUUACUAGCAUUUGGGGUUUCUUUGGCCGCAUAGUCUCUGGCCUGGCCUCGGAAUAUUACAUUGGAUUAAUACUCAAUACUAAACACUUUUUCCUCACUCGUGUAGACAGGAAAUGUGGCACCCCUAGGCCUCUGUGGAAUGCAGCUGCUGAGGUUCUAAUGGCACUUGGGUUCAUAGCCAUGGCUUCAGCCUUGCCUGGAUCUUUCUACAUUGGUUCAAUUUUGGUGGGCAUGGGCUACGGGGUGCUUCUCACCAUAACAGUUCCAGUUUCCUCAGAGCUAUUUGGUCUCAAAUACUAUGGACUUUUGUACAACAUUCUCAUCCUCAACCUUCCUUUGGGCUCCUUCCUCUUCUCUGGCUUACUUGCUGGUCUUCUAUACGAUGCCCAAGCCACUAGCACCAGUGGCGGUGGGACCACCUGUGUUGGGCCCCACUGUUACAUGCUUGUGUUUGUGAUCAUGGCAAUUGCUUGCAUGCUCGGGCUUGCACUGGAUAUGCUGUUGGCAUUUAGAACAAAGAACGUUUAUGCCAAGAUUUAUGAGAGCAAAAACCACACCACGACCACAUAG